AUGGAUGAUAAUGUAGAUAUAAAUAAUAAUAAUUCAGAGACCACAAUAAAUUUAUUGCUUCAAUUAUUAGCGAAUCCAAAAAUUUUACAGCAAGCUACUACGAUGAUUACUCAACAAACUCCUUCUGCGCCAAAUCCCGUGUCUAUUGCUGCUGCUACAUCUCUUACAGGCGUUGUUAAUACUUCAUUUCCACGUGGUUCAAUACAAAAUCCUAUUACUAAAGAAGAGUGGAAACAAUGGAAAAAGAUAAAACAACCAAAUGAAGAUUGGAAAGAUUUCCUUCAUUUACCAUAUGAUACAUAUUGGACUUAUCGGAGAAAUCUUCGUGAUCGAUUGAAUGCAACCUGUGAAAAAGGGAAAUAUGCAUCAGAACAAGUGCCAGGUAAAAUUCAAAAUGUUAUCAAUAGUUUUAAAAGUGAUUUCCCUACCUUUCCCAUUUCUGUUGGAGAUUUCGUUUUGCAAAAAAUAAUUGAAGAUAUUGUUGGAAAUUGGGUUGAGACUGAACGUAAGAACAAAGUCAAAGAAGCACGUAUACGAGGCAUACCCCCACCUCCAAAACGCAAAAAUAUUACUCCCCCUAAUUCAAAACGCAAAAAAUUGAUGACAAAUCCAUCUACCCAAGUUUCCAAAAUACUAUCAAAUACAGUCCUUCCUGCUGAAAAUAUAGAAACAAAUAAUACUGAUAAUAUUGAUGUUCAACUGACACAUGUAACUCCAUCUGAUGUACAAGAGGAGUUAGAGGAUACAAGAAAUGUUCAAUUGUAUACACACGAAACUCCAUCUAAUGGUAACGAAAAAAGAACAACUACUACUAGGACACGCCUGGAAAAAACAAUCAGGCCGCCUAAGAAGCAAAGUACCACUCGCAAGACUUACAACACUCGCAACAAAUCUCAAAAAUAA
Molecule: messenger RNA, 903 nt
Organism: Rhizophagus irregularis DAOM 181602=DAOM 197198
Lineage: Eukaryota; Fungi; Glomeromycota; Glomeromycetes; Glomerales; Glomeraceae
Source: RefSeq, a predicted model, not a curated record